This is a messenger RNA of Cloeon dipterum, 1921 nucleotides long. RefSeq names its product Phosphoinositide-dependent kinase 1 (gene Pdk1). The record is from RefSeq and is a predicted model, not a curated record. Gene Ontology annotation, molecular function: ATP binding; protein serine/threonine kinase activity. The transcript is spliced from 12 exons. NCBI's taxonomy places the organism in Eukaryota, Metazoa, Arthropoda, Insecta, Ephemeroptera, Baetidae. Bases 171 to 1832 code for a protein of 553 amino acids. Gene Ontology annotation, biological process: intracellular signal transduction; peptidyl-serine phosphorylation.
CUCCUUGUUGAUCCAUGAACGGCUAGGGUUUCUACUUCUACUAAACCAGAUUUUCGUGAAGAAGUGUUGUUUUCAACAGCAUAGGAAUCCAAAAUCAUAAACCCAUGGGUUUUCUCAACCUACUCAUGCCGCGUUCAGCAUUGAUAUCUAGCAAUUGACGACUCGCUGCCAUGGAAAAAUCUGCUAAAAGUAGUGGGUCGUCAAGCUGCUUAAGAGAAGAAAAUAGUAGUUCAAUGGAUGCGUCACAGCCCAUCUCAGUGCCUGCAAGCAAAACGGAUGAGUUAAGCUUGGCUGCUUCAUCGGGUAACCUUUCCAGCAGUACAAGUCCGCAGCCGACAGCAGGAAAAAGAUCUUCCAAGGACUUCAUUUUUGGCAGGGUCAUUGGCGAAGGGAGCUUCUCAACUGUAUAUUUGGCAAAAGACAUUCACACCAGCAAGGAACUUGCCAUAAAAGUCUGUGACAAGCGACAUGUGAUCCGCGAAAAAAAGGCUGAAUAUAUCAAAAGAGAGAAAGAAGUUCUCAAUAUGCUCAGCGUGAAUUUCAAAGCGACUGCACCAUUCUUCGUUAAGCUUUAUUGCACUUUCCAAGACCCCGAUAGGCUUUAUUUUACAUUGACCUACGCUAAAAAUGGAGAACUAUUGCCAUACAUAACCAGAGUUGGAUGCUUCGACAUAGACUGUACUCGGUUCUACUCGGCUGAGAUCUUGCAAGCCCUUGAACACAUGCACUCACUUGGAAUCAUCCACAGAGACUUGAAACCAGAAAAUAUUUUACUUAAUGAGGAAAUGCACAUUCUGAUUACUGAUUUUGGGUCGUCGAAAAUCCUGAAUGCGACUCACAGAGGUCAGGAUGUGGAGAAUGAAGAGCGAGCUGUCCGGCGACGAAAUAGUUUUGUUGGGACCGCGCAGUACGUCUCACCGGAGCUCUUGACUGACAAAAGUGCAAGUCCAGCAUCUGACUUGUGGGCUCUUGGCUGCAUCAUCUACCAAAUGGUCGCAGGAGUGACACCAUUCCACGCAGGAAGCGAGUACAUGAUUUUCCAAAAAAUUCUGAAACUUGACUAUAUUUGCCCUGAUGGCUUCAGUUCCAGCGCGAAAGACCUUGUUGAUAAACUUUUGGUACUGGAAUCUAGCAAUCGACUUGGAGCCUGUGACAAGGAGGGAUACCCUUCAAUAAAGAGUCACCCGUUCUACCAAGGGAUAGAUUUUGAAACGCUUCACCAACAGACACCGCCAGUCAUUUCACCUUACUUGCCUGGAACUUCCAGUCAUGAAGAACUUCGAAGCAAAAGUCAAAUACGCUGUGGCAUUCCAGAUAAUCUAGAACCAGGUUUGGAUGACCAGCAGUUAACUAGAUUGCUUGGGUUGGAACUAAAGGAGCCCACCAUACAUUCAAUUGUCAAGACCGAGUCGCCUCCACCUGUGCAAGAGAAGAGCAAGUCUAAAAUAUCCAUUUUCCUCAAUAUGUCAGACGAAGAGCUUAAACAGAAAUUGGAGGAGCAGAAGUCAACCUCCAAGUGGCAUCCUUUUGUUCAGGGGAAUUUGAUCUUGAAGCAAGGCCUUAUCGACAAAAGAAAAGGCCUGUUCGCUAGGAGGAGGAUGUUACUUCUGACGAUGGGACCUCACCUCUACUAUGUUGACCCGAAUAACAUGGUUUUGAAAGGUGAAAUUCCAUGGAGUUCCUCCUUGCGUGUAGAAGUAAGGAGUUUCAAAAUCUUCCUUGUUCACACGCCCAACAGAGUAUAUUAUUUGGAAGACCCUGAUGGGUACGCCUUGGAAUGGUGUAAGGCCAUUGAAGAAGUGAGAAAAGAAGCAUAUGGACAUGAGCCUUAGUUGAUUUGACAUUGAGUACAUGUGCACUGACAUCAAAUAAUAUAACUGUUAUUUAAAUUAUUAUGCAAUUAAAAGUAAUAUUUAAAUGA